This is a messenger RNA of Mytilinidion resinicola, 1492 nucleotides long. RefSeq names its product NAD(P)-binding protein. NCBI's taxonomy places the organism in Eukaryota, Fungi, Ascomycota, Dothideomycetes, Mytilinidiales, Mytilinidiaceae. The record is from RefSeq and is a predicted model, not a curated record. Gene Ontology annotation, molecular function: oxidoreductase activity, acting on the CH-OH group of donors, NAD or NADP as acceptor. The coding region runs from base 212 to 1309 and encodes 365 amino acids. The transcript is spliced from 2 exons.
UAAAAGGAGUAUGACAGCCCUUAUGUGAAGUUUGCUAAGCGAAUUGGUCCAGAACGCCGGGAGAGCAUCGUCCCAGGAACUCUUCUAGUCCCGGCGUUACAGUGAUACUGAACUUACCACCGGUGGUGAUGUCAGGAUGGCGAUCGUUGAGAAGAACUGUAUAUGAACUGAUACCAUAUUCUUUUUCUUAGAAUCGCCGAUACUCUCUACCAUGUCCGCAGUCCAGGCAGCUAAAGAUCUUGCGGCCACCGCAACCUCUUCAAUCACGAACCUCGUAAACGGCGCCAAGCUACCACAAAAUCAGACCAUACUCAUUUCUGGCGCCUCUGGUUUCGUCGCCGCACAUGUUCUAAACUCCUUCCUUCAGCGCGGGUACAAUGUUCGCGGCACUGUCCGGUCAGAAGCCACCGCCGAAAAGGUCAAGCAGACACACUCCAAGUACCUCAAGCAAUUGAGUUUCGCCAUCGUCAAGGACGUAGCCGUCCCCGGAGCCUUCGAUGAGGCCGUAAAAGAUGUCGACGGCGUCGUCCACACCGCUUCUCCCUUUGUAAUGGAUGUCGAGGACAACGAGCGCGACUUACUAAACCCAGCCGUCAAAGGCACCACGGAAAUCCUAAAGGCGAUCAAGAAGAACAACCCCAUCGUCAAGCGCGUUGUUAUCACCUCCUCUUUCGCUGCCCUCGUCGACCUAUCUCAGGGUACCCGUGUAGGCUACACAUACACCGAAGCCGACUGGAACCCCGUGACUUGGGACGAGGCGAAGACGGGCCCCGGCGGCGUCGCGUACUGCGCAUCCAAGGUCUUCGCUGAGAAAGCGGCGUACGAGUUCGUGGAGAAGGAGAAGCCGAACUUCACUAUCUCGACAAUCUGCCCGCCUAUGAUCUACGGCCCCAUCGCGCAGAGCGUCACUGACCUCUCACGCCUCAAUACCUCGGCUGCGGAUAUCUAUCGCUUGUUCAACGGAACAACGAAGGAGGUCCCCGCCACAGAAUUCCCUGCGUACGCUGAUGUGCGCGACGUAGGCGAGGCGCAUGUCCGUGCCUACGAGAGCGUGGGCGCGGCGCAGCAACGGUAUUUUAUCACUGGUGGCAAUAUGAGCUACCGGGAAAUCUGCGAAAUCAUUCGCGAGGUGCCGGAGGUGAAGGAGAAGGUGCCGCAGGCUGCUCCUGGCUCAAAAGAGCCUGAGGUGUAUAAGGUCAGCAAUGCGAAGGCAACGAAGGAGCUGGGCAUGACCUUCAUCCCGCUUAGGCAGUGUAUCAUCGAUACGGUGCACAGCUUGCUGAAGGUGGAACAGAGCGUUGGGAAGUAGGAGGGUUUACCUCGCGUUAGUGUGUUUCCUUUUUGGCCUAGAGCAAACGGUGGUUUGUCCCUAGUAUUUUUGAGAGAGCAGAAUCUAUUGAACCUCAUUUAUAUCUCAAUCGAUGUGUCUUUUUCUUGGCAUCUGCUUACCAGUCACGGGUAAUAACUGCCCCGUAACGGUUAGAAUAACGCA